Armigeres subalbatus is the source of this 9151-nucleotide messenger RNA. It is a transcript of the gene Sema1a, whose product is annotated as semaphorin-1A. The record is from RefSeq and is a predicted model, not a curated record. Bases 2066 to 4453 code for a protein of 795 amino acids. Gene Ontology annotation, molecular function: semaphorin receptor binding; chemorepellent activity. The transcript has 22 exons. Gene Ontology annotation, biological process: axon guidance; negative chemotaxis; negative regulation of axon extension involved in axon guidance. Lineage: Eukaryota; Metazoa; Arthropoda; Insecta; Diptera; Culicidae.
AAACAUAAAACGAGAGAGGGCAGAUCCAGACAACCGAAAACAUCAUCAGGCCAGGCAGGCAGUCACUAGACCAAGCAAGAUAUUCUGAAUCCUAACGCCGUAUAGUGAGAGAGAAGCAUCAUCCGAAGUACAAUGUUAUUGCGCUCCUCGCCAUCGUCGUUGUCGUCGCCGUCUUCUGCGGAUUUUGUGUGAUAUUCAAAAUGUCUACCCCUGCGAAGGACAGAUAGAACAGGGAAAAACUCUAGGCUUUCUGAAUGGUCGGUGCCGUCGAACCGCCUUGGCCAAAUUUUCAGUGCAUUGUGGAGCGUAAAGGAUGUUUUGAAACCUGAAUUUUGGGCGAUUUAACGCAGUGGAGAGUGAGGAGUUGUGCAAUCCGGAAUCCACGGGAACCACUUCCGUCGCGUCCUCCGUCGAUGUCGUACCGUUUUUGCGUGUAUUCUGUGGAUUUUUCAUUUUUCGGUGUGUUCCGUGUGCCAGUGUUGGAGAUUUUUGAUUGAGCAGAGCCCGUAGGAUUGAGAUCCAAUUGGACGGAAACCAUUCCAGAAAAAGUGAGAAUUCAUCCGGAACCAAAAGAAAAGGCUACGGAGUGCUAUGAAAAUGGGAACUACUUCAGGAAAAGCCUAUAUUUCGGCAAAGGUUGCAUAAAAUAGUUUUCCUCGGAUUUAGUUUCCGGCAAAUAGAUGUAAAAUUACAUCUAGGAUUACCAGCUGCCCGUAUUUUGGUGCAUAAUUAGUUACAAUUCAGUGUUUGGGACUCACAUUAGUGAUUGAAUGAAGUUAGAUUGCAUUCGAAAUGAUCUGUAAGAUAGCUCCGGUAAAAGUUUAACAACGCUAGUGUUCCAGCCAAAAGUAUUCUAUCGGCAAAUUGGCUAAUCAAUUGAGCAUAAAUAUCAGUGAUAGUAGCAUUAUUUGAGAGAUAAUCAGAUUAGAAUCUUAUACCCAGUCGUACUCGUGUUAACAUCACCGAGAAGAAAGUGUGUAAAUAUUACAAGUAAAGGGAAACAAGAAUAAAAAAAUCAAUAUUUACUACAUCAGUGGUGCUGAGGGGAACGGGACGAGUGUGUGCAACGAGAAGAAGUAAUCAAAAAGAAUGUGAAGAGAUCGAGAGGCAGUCAAAGACGAGUGAGAAAUACACAACCAACAAAACAGAGAAGAUCGAGUGCAAGAGGAGAAACCGAACGCAGAGAAGCAAACAGACGUUGGGUUGAUAAGGGGGCCGUAUUCUGCGAACCGGAGGGAGAAGAGAUAGGGUGUUGAGAGGGAAGGAAUGCGACAAAAGUUCUGUGAUUAAUGAUAGUGAAAGCAGAAUCAGCACAAAGGAAAUAUUCGAGCCCAGCAGCGACAGGUACGGCGUUUGUGGUGUUGCCACUCUGUACAUUUGAGUGAAGGUUCUUUAGUUUCACGAAGUUUGGGGCUGUGGUCAAUGAGUGCGAUGCAAUGGUGAGAAUCGUCGGUGCUAGAUUGCAAAUGAUUCGUGAGAUUGUUCUAUAAUUGCUUACGGUGCGACGAGCGGUAGUGAGAAUCUGCUGACCGCACACAAGUUUUAAUCCCUCCUGACACUGCAAGUGUGCGAGCGAUCGAAUGACGGCGGGAGAUAACGGAGCGGAAGUUUAAUCCAACGAGAUUUAUUGAUUCGUGAAAGUCGGGAGUUCAGAAAGAUUCCAUUGCCAAUUGUCCAGCUAAUUAUUCCUGCGACGUUUCAAAUCAAUUUAAAAGCGCUUCUUGAUAAAUUUGAUUCGAUUUAUACCAUGAAACAAGAUCAACUUAAAAAGUAGUGAAACCUACUCAAAGAGAACAAAACAUUCCAGUCCAGAAACAGUCCUGCAUCGAUCCAUGUAGAAUCAAGAUAGUGAAACCGUGAAGAAUCGUGUCUAGGUGUGAAACCGUAACCAUUGGAAAAAAAAUCAAACAAUGACGAGCUAAUUGCACGCUGUGGGUGGAGUGUAGAUCAUAAAGUGAAGUUGGUGUGAAAAUCGUCGUGAAUUUGUGGAACGUCGUCGGCUACCCCGUCGUCGCGAAGGCGCUAAUUUGAAGCAGCAGAAGAGGCCUUUGUUCCGGCAAUCAUCAUGCUGUUGUCGUCGGGGUCGGUCAGUUCGGAGCGGUCGCAUCAGCGGCUGCUCUGCGGACAGGCAGUGGCAUUUGUUGUUGUAACCGUGUUCGUUGUUGGAAACUUAUGUGCCUGGCAGGAAAACGUCCGACCGAAGCUCUACGUAUCAUUAGCCGACGAGGAAUACCUGAGGUUUCAGGGAAACGAAUCGAUGAUUGACUACUUCAAGCUGGUUCUUCGGGAUGCCACCAGCAACAGCCUUCUGGUGGGAGCAAGAAACAUUGUCUACAAUCUCAGCAUAUACGAUCUAAGCGAACAGACACGGUUAGUGUGGUACUCGUCGGAAGAUGACAUCAAGAUGUGCGUCAUGAAGGGAAAGGACGAGGACCUCUGCCAGAAUUAUAUCCGCGUGUUGGCACUGCCCACGCCCGGUACGCUGCUCGGCUGCGGCACCAAUGCAUUCCGUCCGAUGUGCCGGAUGUACGGGAUCAACGGAAACAGCUACUCAAUCGAGUCGGAGAAACCCGGUCAGGCCGUGUGUCCGUACGAUCCGGCCCACAACUCGACGGCUGCCUUUGUCGAUAACGAACUCUAUUCCGGCACGGUGGCUGACUUCAGCGGUCUUGACCCAAUUAUCUACCGGGAACCAUUGCAGACCGAGCAGUACGACAGUUUGAGCCUGAACGCACCCAACUUCGUCGGAUCGUUCACGCAGGGCGACUUUGUCUACUUCUUCUUCCGCGAGACGGCCGUCGAAUUCAUCAACUGUGGAAAGGCCGUCGUCAGCAGAGUGGCCCGGGUUUGCAAAUGGGAUAAAGGUGGGCCCCAUCGGUACAAAAACAGAUGGACCACCUAUCUGAAGUCGCGUCUCAACUGCUCCAUGCCCGGCGAUUUUCCCUUCUACUUCGAUGAAAUUCAAUCAACUAGCAGCUUGGUCGAAGGGCGCUACGGUAACGGAAACUCGAAACUCAUCUAUUCCGUUUUCUCAACAUCCACCAAUGCCAUUGCGGGCUCGGCCAUAUGCGCGUUCUCAUUACAGGAUAUAGCCGACACGUUCGAAGGCAACUUCAAGGAGCAGAGUGGAUUAAACUCUAAUUGGCUGCCUGUUAACCCAUCGAAGGUACCGGACCCUCGUCCCGGCUCAUGUCACAACGACUCGCGAACCCUGCCGGAUCUUACACUCAACUUCAAAAAGACACACUCGCUGAUGGAUGAAAACGUGCCAACGUUUUUCGGUUCACCGAUUUUGACUCGAGUCAGCACGGUCUAUCGAUUCACCGCCAUCGCCGUCGAUCCGCAAAUUAAAACCCCGGGCGGAAAAACCUACGAUGUGAUUUUCGUCGGAACAGACCAUGGGAAAAUCAUCAAAACGGUGAACGCAGAAUCGGCCGAUUCGAACAAGAAAGUCUCGUCCGUUGUAAUCGAGGAGAUCGAUGCUCUUCCAACUAGUGAACCGGUGCGAAGUUUGGAAAUCGUACGGACAAUGCAAUACGACACGCCAAAGGACGGAAGCUAUGAUGAUGGAAAAUUAAUUAUAGUCACCGAUACAACCGUGAUAGCGAUUAAGUUACACCGCUGCAGCAGCGAAAAGAUAACAAGUUGCAGUGAAUGCGUGGCACUGCAGGACCCGUACUGCGCCUGGGACAAGAUUGCCGGCAAAUGCCGAUCGCAUGGAGCCCCACGAUGGUCGGAGGAGAACUACUUCUACCAGAGCGUUGCCAGCGGAGAUCACGCCGCCUGCCCGUCUGGCAAGAUGCCCAAGGAUGGCAACGCGGAGAAACAAGGCUACCGAGGGGACAUCGACUACGACCCCCAGCGGCCCAGUAAAGAUCAACCCGGCAACGACAUGAUCAGCAUAAUGCAGGACAAGAGCGGCUACGACGACAAAGGGCCGCAGAUAACGCCCGAUCUGAUAAACGCUCAAUACACGGUGGAAACGCUCGUCAUGGCCGUUCUGGCUGGUGCAAUCUUCGCCCUGCUAGUGGGCUUCAUCACCGGCUACUUCUGCGGCCGGCGAUGCCACAAAGAUGAAGACGACAAUCUUCCGUAUCCCGAUACGGAGUACGAGUACUUCGAACAGCGACAGAACGUAAAUCGGAUACAAACCGAACCGAAGCUGCUUCCACAGGUCGAAGAAGUGACCUAUGCGGAACCCGUACUAUUACCUCAGCCAUCUAGUCAGAACAAGAUGCAGCAUUCGCCAAAAAAUACGUUAAGGAAACCAAUGGGACACCAUCACGGGGUCAACUCGGAGACUCUAUUCCAGUUCCAGCCUGACGGCUACAGCGCACGUGACAACUACCGGGGUCGCGAUAACUUCGGUACCCUCCGAUCCCAUCAAGGUGAUAAUUAUCGUCGCGGUGACGGAUUCUCAACAACGAGAAGCGUGAAAAAAGUGUAUCUCUGAGACGGGAACGGGGCGGCUGAGACCAGCCAGGGACUGAUUAAUCAAAAUAUGGUCCUUAAUACCAACACUCGUAACAGAAGUCUCGGCCGAAUGAAAAGGCAGCCGCCCCGGCAUGGCAUAGUAACGCAACAUCGUUCCGAUAGUCCACAGAAUUCCAGUUCCGGAUCUUCCCCAGUCAUGUCCAACAGUAGUUCUAGUCCGGCGCCUCCCUCGAGUAGUCCUAGUCCACAAGAAAGCCCAAAAAACUGUAGUUAUAUUUAUAGAGAUUGAUUAUUAAAUAAACCCCCGCCACCACUGCGACCACCACCGCAUCAUCCAAGCAGAAGCAGCAGCAACAGUAGACCCGGUGUCCCAUUCCAGCACGAUGACAGCGAAGAGGCAACAACAGCGGCAGCAGCAACGGAAAUGACAUCCGUCAUUCUACGCAACAGAAACAGCCAAAGCAGUGAAACCAACAACAGGAAACUGAAUCGUCUUUCAACAUCGUCCUCCCUUUCGAUCAUCACACCGCCCACGACUCCGAAACGUCCGGUCGGAGGUCGGCUCAAGAUGGCACUCAGCCUCUCGCUGGCGCACAAUUUCAACCAGAAGUUGGCCAACCUCAACGAUAAGUGGAACGACUUCAGCUUCAUGCUGAAGAGCAACGCGGUCAAAAGUACAGCACGGAACGAUUCUUACCACUCGAUCGAGUCAGCAGUCACCUGCACGGCUGCCGAUCUCGAAGCCGGUAACCUAAGUGGCGGUGGAGCAGCGUUCGACGAGGAAGAGCACGAACGAAGGAGAAGACUUCGCAGAAAGGGAGUAGACGGUGGCACUAGUGGGUUGUGGAAUAGUAGUAGUAAUCAUCGGCAGUCGCAGCAGCGGCACAAGACAAGCAGACUGUCCCCGCGCCGCAACAGUGCCAGCGGGGACCCCAAGGAGUUCGACAUGUUAGUACUGAAAACUACGGAAAACUUAGAGGAUAAUGAGAGUUUUUAAACACGUGGCUUCCAUUGCGGUUGAGUUGAUUUUUUUGGCUUUUGCUGAAGCUUUUGCUGCGCGUUUCGUGUCAUUGUGCCCGUAGGUCGGACCGUUGGUCAAACACAGGCACAAACGGUAAACCUCAAAUCGAUGAGAAACGAUAGACACAAUAACGGGAGUGCUUAUCGGGCACGAGGAGAAAUAAUUUAAUCGCUUUCAUUCGCUAAAAAAAACGUAAAGCAACAAUUAGGGUAAAUGCAUCCGCCUAAGUUUAAUGCGCAUUUAAAGGCUAAAGAAAAAGACACGCAUCCAUUUCAAACUGAUAUUAUAUAGAUCGGAAAUGUCUUGUGAGAGUAACGCAGAAUACUCGAGUGUAAAUACGAUAAACAGUGCAUAUAUAUUAUAAUCUUCAAACUAUUAGGGAUUUUUGCAUCAAAAAUAGUAUUGCAGUGUGUUACAAGUUACACUGCGCGUUGUAAUUGCUAGAUAAGCAGAAAACUAUAUAGGAACACAUUUUUUGCCGCAGUAUUAAAGAGAACAGAUUCUAAUACACAGUAAGGAGAAAACCAAAACAAGGUCGACGGGAAGCCAAGUCAAAGCCUCGAACACCGACACUUUUUCAUCAUCACAGUAAGUACAUUAUCCAUUUAUUGGCUCGAGUUACUUUUGAUUUCGCCUGAUUUCGUUGAACUUUAGCAUACCUGUUAUCAAGCCAAACUUUAGACUACUGCGAGUUAUGAUUUCCAAUAAGGUUGUGAGGUGAUUCAAAGAAAACUGGCAGAAUUAAAAAUCAAAGGGAGCACUCCCAAAAAUUUCAAAUGCUCUCAUGUGAAGGUCUUCCUAUGUCCGUCCCAAAAAAAAAUCGUUGAAACCAAAUAUUUUAAAUUGUUUAAUUGUUUAGAUCUUAGAUAGAUCCAGGACAUUUGAAUAAAUGAGCCUAUAAUCAUCCAGUUGGUGAUAGUUUAACAUUAUAUCGCCAAAGGCACUGUUGAAGAAUGAGAAAGUACUCUCUUUAUAAGUAAAUUUGUUCAAUUUGCACAAAACGAAACGAAUUUAACACAAUCACUCUAUACCCUAAAACCCAAGAAACUAGAAACAUGUGCAACAUUUUGAGGUCGUAAAUAUUGUCGAAUUCUCGUUAGGAAAGGAUUCAUCCGGAGUGUAUCGAGUUUUACCGAUGCUGAACAAUUUUUCGUAGCUACAGUUAGUAGAGAACUUAGGUUUUUAACCGAACAUACCGAGGAAGCAGGAAAAACUUCAAGCCAAAAACUGAUUUAUUCUCUGCUUAGUUCUGGAGUUAUGCAGAAAUUUCUGUUUCAUUUGUAUGGGAGCCCCCGUUUCCAAAGGAGGGAGGAGUCUCGAACCAUCUUAAGAACCUUCCCCGGUCUCAAAAACCUCUACAUACAGAUUUUCACGCCGGUCGAUUCAGUAGUUUCGGAGUCUAUAAGGUACUGACAGACAGAAAUUCAUUUUUAUUCUAUCAUUUCAAGCGAUAGAAUCGCGUCGCGACUGUCGCGUCGCGUGUGUUUGGGGGAACCUUAAUUCUCACCGAGAAAAUCUAAUCCCCAGUAAGUUUUUCAAAUUUUCAACGACAAAUACUCUUAAGUUACUACGGGAAUUUCUUUGAAAUUUUCACUGAAAAAAUUAGGUCACCACGGAAAAUUGUUUGAAAAUGAAAAUUUCAACAAGAAAUUCUUUGAAUUUCAACAAGGAAUUCAACGGAAAAUUGUUCAGAAUUUUCUUCAUUGAAUUCUUCGGGAGUUUCCCAGGAAACUCUCUGAAAUUUCCAUAGGAAUUUCACAGAUUUUUUUUAAUUUUCUGUGGUAAAUUGCUCGGAAUUCCCACGAAGAAUUUUCAGCGGAAUUUCAACAAUAUUUUUGUUCUUUUUAUUGUUCAUAAGCCGUUCUUCGGACACUCUACGAGAAACCUUUAAAAAAACGAACGACCGAAAGUCAUUCAGCGGAACGCGAUUUGGCCGAAUGCCACUUUGCCGAAUAACACGUUACACACAUUCUCAGUAAAAUAUUUGCUGUAUCUCAGCUACUGAAACGUCACUUUUACUGAGAUCUCGGUAAAAAUCAUGUUUGCUGAAACUCGGCGAUGCCCACCUCGGGAAAAUAAACAAAAAAUGCUGAGAACUCGGCGAAAAAAAAUUAAGUGUUUAAGCCGAAAGCCAUCUAGACGAACUUAAUUUGGCCGAAGCAUUUAUUAGGUCAAAAAAUGCCCUAACAGGUCAUUUGGCCGAAUAGGUCGUGGGCGAAAAUUGCAUUUGACCGAAGUGGUAGUUUUGUAGGAAGGGCUGUUUGUUCGCAAAUACCAUUUGCUGAACGGGUAAUACGGCCAAAAAUGUCGAUCCGUUCGGCCGUUCAAUAGGUCAAAUUGCCAAAAAAUGUCUCCUCAUUCAGCUAAAUGGCCCUUUCUGCCAAACGAGAAUUUCGCCCAAGUGGCAUUUUUAGCCAAAUGAACUAUUCGGCCCAACGAAUUUUUCGGCAAUAUGAGCAGUUAGGUCAAACGACACUUUCGGCCGCACAACCGUUUCAGCCAAAUAACAUUUUCGGUCUUAUGACUUUUCCUGCCAAACGACCAUUUCGGCCAAACGAAUAUUUUGGCUAAGUGACAUUAUCGCCAUAUGUCUGUUUCACCCAAACUGUUUUCGGUCAGGUGAGUUUCGGUCUAAUGGUUUGUUCGGCCAAACGACAUAUUCGGAAAAUUACCUUUCGGCUAUGUAGGCUUCGGCCCAACGGCCCUUCCCCGUCAAAAAUUUGAUUCCAACGUGAAACUAUUUGAUUUUUAAUGAUUCUUAUCAAUAUGAUUUUGAUUUGGAAUAAUCAUACAUUAAUAUAUCUGAUGCAAUUGCUCUUUCAUGGUCCAAACGACGAUUUCAAAUAAUUCCUAUGAAAUCAUUAUGAAGGGAUGAAAAAGGGUAAUGAAGACACGUAAGUGCCACCACGAAUCAUUCGAUAACUUUUGCAAAGAACUUACAAUCAACAGUGUUGGCAUUGUUAUUUUUUUGCCAUAAAAAUUGAUACAAUUAUUUUUUUAAGCACACUUGUAACAUUUAAAAGUGAAAACCCAGUGACCCGACUACAAAUCAGUACAUGUAAACUAAUAAGGAAUGAUUAAAAUUGAUAAUUUUUUUCAGGUUUAACCAUUCUGUUGUACGGGUAGUAUGCCACUCUGCUAGUCUUUGAAUCACCCAAACAAUCUAUGCUUUACGAAUUUAUUUCAUUAUUAUUAUUAUUAUCGUCAUUAUUUUGUAGAAAAAGUAUACCGGAUACUCACUGAUUAGUUACUAUGUCGAAAAUAAUAGAAUAUUACAGAAUCCGAACCAACUAAUGACAAAAAACAUGAUCUGAAAGUUAGUUAAUUUUUUUUGAAGUUAUGUUUUGGUUGUUGAAAUCGUUUCAUUUUUCGUGUUAAGUAGGAAUAGGUGAACAUACUAUAAAACAGUUUUUUUUUGUCUAAAUUUUAAGUAACAUCCGGUAGUAACCGGAAAGAAUCAUUUAGUCUGAUUUAUAUUUUUCAAAUUGUGCACCAGUCAAAGUCUGUAAAAUAUAGGUAUUGAAGAAUCCUCAAAAGCUGGCAACGUGCAAGAGUGAAAUUAGUUUAUCGAAAUUUAUAGGCACCUUUGGUUUUAUGAUGGGUUUAUUUUCCCUUUGUUUUAGUUAUUCAGGGCAAGCUGUGUCAAAACGUAGUGCUAAGUAUGAUUUUUUGAUACAAUAUAUUUAUUUUCUUAUA